Messenger RNA from Gasterosteus aculeatus aculeatus (three-spined stickleback), 3389 nucleotides. It is a transcript of the gene irf2bp1, whose product is annotated as interferon regulatory factor 2 binding protein 1. Gene Ontology annotation, cellular component: nucleus. Gene Ontology annotation, biological process: regulation of transcription by RNA polymerase II. Gene Ontology annotation, molecular function: transcription corepressor activity. The record is from RefSeq and is a predicted model, not a curated record. NCBI's taxonomy places the organism in Eukaryota, Metazoa, Chordata, Actinopteri, Perciformes, Gasterosteidae.
UGGGAAGCAGUUGACAGCAGUUAGGAGCGGGCCGAAUUGGGUAAACAAAACAAACAUAUGAUAAAAGGAGCCAAAACAACCUACAAGUUUAUUCUACUUUCACAACCGUAUGAUUUGUAAUUAUUCUAAAUCAAUUUGAAGCCAGUUAAGGUAAAAAUCGAAAGCCAGAAGUAGGAGUGCACCUCUUAAAGCUAAUAGUUUAACCUAGCGUUAGCUAACGUGUGCUAGCACGUUACUAAGCUAGCUGGCUCGUUGAACCCGCUCAGGUUAGCUGUGUCGUCCAGCCAUGUCGUCCCCGUCCUCCUCCCGGCGCCAGUGGUGCUACCUGUGCGACUUGCCAAAGACGCCGUGGACCGUGGUGUGGGACUUCAGCGAGGUGGUCUGCCGCGGCUGCGUAAACUACGAGGGAGCUAAUCAGAUUGAGUUCCUGAUAGCGAGUGCCCGACAACUCAAACGAACCCACGGGAUUCAGGACGGUAACGUCAGGUCGCCUGGCCCCUCGCCCAAUAAACACUCCACAUCUGGGAGAGGAGACGGCUCUACGGACGGGACCAGGCCGCAAAUGGACCGCUUCGAAAGGGGGGGAAGAGGAGAAAGCACCGUGUCGGCUAUUCGUGUUCCCCCCAACGGGAUGCACCGUGACGGGCAGCAGCCUCAGGAGUUGAACCGCCAGAGCCCCGGCGGCAGCCGGAGACCCAUGCUAGGCGCCGCCAUCCCCCCCAGUCUAGUCACUCAAAGUAUGGCUGGGAUUCCACACGGGCUACUGCCUGCGGGCCUGACCGCCAGGAGCAGCCCCAUGAUCUUCCCUGCCCCGGUGCUGGCCGAGAUGAGCCGCAGACAGCUGGGGAUCGGGAUGGGGAUUGCCCCUUUCAUCACCCCGGAGCUGGAACGAGAGCUCAGUUCGUCCCAGAACCAGGCCAAGAUACAACCCCAGGUCCACACCGCCGGGGCCGGCAGCAGCGCCAGCAAGAACGCAGGCAUGCCUUCCUCGUCCUCGACGGCGGCCGGAGGCGUGAGCCAGACCAGUCCCAAGCCUGCCUCGUCUCCGGCCAGGCUGCCACGGCCCCCACCCUCGAGGUCCGGAGGGGAGCCCCUGGGAUCCGGCACCUCGGCGGAAGCGGCCACCACAGCCGCGGCGUUACCCCACAGUGGGGCCUCUGAGCUGGGAUCGGCGUCUGCCAGCAGCACCCAUUCGACUGGCAACACUCUGUCCUGCACCUUGUGCCACGAGAGGCUGGAAGACACGCACUUUGUUCAGUGUCCAUCGGUGCCAGGGCAUAGGUUCUGCUUCCCGUGCACCAGAGUGUACAUCCAGAGCCGGCGAGGCGACGGGGAGGUCUACUGCCCCAGCGAAGAGCGCUGUCCAUUGGACAUCUCGCCCAACAGUCCCCCUUGGGCCUUCAUGCAGGGAGAAGUCUCAACCAUCCUUGGAACCGCUGGAGCCGUCUCAGCUGCCGCACCCGGAGCAGGGAACGGGCCCGGAACCGCAGCCGGCAGCGGAGCCGGCAGUGGAGACAUCACCGUCAAAAAAGAGAGAGAGACGUGAUGAUGUUCUACGGAAACCAAACCAGGACCUUAGACCAAACAGAGUCGUAUCACAUACGCGAAGGAGUCGUCUGCAAUGAAGGCCCACAUGAGAAGCAACGCAGCAAUCCACGUGCAGAAAACCUCCAUUGCGAAGGUCUUGACUCCAGCUGCUCACACCGCCAACAUUCAUCAGACUUAAAAUUGCCUUUAACAAUGUACUGUGUGAGCCAGAUAAUCAGGGCCAACCAGCAGCUGAACUGUGGCUACUUUUUGUUGAGUCGGUAGUAUCCUGAAAGAUUGCCGCCCACUUUAGCCCCCCCAGAUAGCUACUGUCAGCAGCUGGAAAAUAAACAGGCUCAAGCAACACGUAGAUUGUUUCACUUUUCUACAAACAACAACGUACGGCACCAUCGCCCAAUAAAUAUGUUCACACCCCAACCCAAAUUUGCACGGUAAGAAACGACCAGUGCCAUCAGGACAACUGAAAUGUCUUUUUUUUUUUUCUCUAAAUGGCUGCCAGUGUAUUGAUAUAGCGUUGCCACUGGUUUUAUUUGCUAACGGUAGCUACUAUAGCUGCUUUGUUUAGUUGUAGUUUAUCCUUCCAAAUCGCCCUUCUGGAGCUCACAGAAAGCAGCCACGGUGCAGUGUUUGUUGUAGCAGUGCAUGUAAUAUAGUGAGAGCACAGAAGCUUGUUUCGACAAAAUCCAACGCAGAUGACCACAAACCGCGUUAUAGUUCUGUAUCUUUGUCGUUAAUAAACAAGCUGUUGCCUGCAGCAGGAGGUCCGACUCAUCCGACAAAACUCAGGCUGCUCUAGUUGGAACUCGCCGUGCCACUGAAAUAUUUUACCUUGCCAUUCUUAAAGGUCUACCUUAAAUUUAAAUACAAUAUAUAUUUCUAUAUAUUUUAUAUUUGGUUGGACUAAAUCUGUCUUUCGGCGCACAAUCUGACAUUAUUUUUUCUUUUUAAAUGAAACGGAAGAAAAUAAAUCCUUAAAGACUAUACAUGUCAACCAACAUGAGAUAAGGGCAGAAUGCCAAGUAACAACAUUUCUAUGUCCCUGCAUUUGUUUUUUUGAAUCAGCUUUAAAUAAAGCUGUCUUUGACUCCGCGUUUAGAAACAACCUUCUAAACAUAGACCAGAUGUGUUCUCUGUAUUUAAAUGUUGCUUUCAUACGAGAUCCAGCCCAGCCUACGCUUUACCCCGAAUGUAUAUGAAAAGAUAUCUAUUGAUAGGCCUAGGAAUAUAUUUUAUACUAGAAUGUUAACUGUUCUAUACUGUAUAGAUAUAUGAUCGUAUGUACAAUCUUUAGUCAUAUUAUAUGCAACGGUUUGGAAUAUGUGAUUAAAUAUAAUUGUGUAUCAUUUCCAGAAAGCUCUACGUUUUUUUUGACUGAGAAACCAACAGUAGAUGUAAUACCAAUUGCUAUUAUAAUAAUACUAAUUAUUAUUAUUAUUAUUAUCAUCAUCAUAAUAAUUAUUAUUUUGUUGAUGUAUUACUUCCAACCAAAAGAGAGAUGUGACGAGAGAAAGAGUGGAAACUUUUAACAGUUUUAUAUCAACGAUGACAGAUGGGGACAUUAAUUGGUAUUGAUUUGAGCAAACAAGCGCACGGUCUGUACACUUUGUUAUCCAGUCACAUCCAUUCAUGUAUGUGGAACUGAUGUGGAUGAACAGACACUUCUGAUCGAAGAGUUUGCAGGGACUUUUUUUGGUCAGUUCUCCCUUUAUGUGCAUCGUUAGGGGCUGGGCGAUGAUUCUACCUGAUCAUUUAUCGCAAUUAAAUGGAAUCGUAUUGUGACACACAUCAUCUCAUCCUAGUUGACAAGCACAAACUAAUUAUUAAUAAACUAAAAUACUCUA